Messenger RNA from Echinops telfairi (small Madagascar hedgehog), 3405 nucleotides. RefSeq names its product integrin subunit alpha 3 (gene ITGA3). The transcript has 25 exons. Gene Ontology annotation, cellular component: integrin complex; external side of plasma membrane. Gene Ontology annotation, biological process: integrin-mediated signaling pathway; cell-matrix adhesion; leukocyte migration. Gene Ontology annotation, molecular function: integrin binding. The record is from RefSeq and is a predicted model, not a curated record. NCBI's taxonomy places the organism in Eukaryota, Metazoa, Chordata, Mammalia, Afrosoricida, Tenrecidae.
CAGCGCUGGGGGCGAGAAACGGAUCGGUGCCGCGGGCACGAGGACGCGCCGCGGAGGGCCUGAGUGUCCCGGGCAGCGGCCGGAGCAGGUGGAACAGGUCCUCCCUCCCAGCUCUGCGCGCCCGCCCGGCGCCCCCGGUCUCCGGCGCGCAGCCAUGGGCGCCGGCCCCCACCGCGCGCCCCGCGCCCCACGCCCAGUGCUCUGCGUGGCUCUCGCCCUGAUGGUGGCUGCCGGCAGCCGCUGCGCCUCCGCCUUCAACCUGGACACCCGAUUCCUGGUGGUGAAGGAGGCCGGGAACCCGGGCAGCCUCUUCGGUUACUCUGUCGCCCUCCAUCGGCAGACGGAGCGGCAGCAGCGCUACCUGCUCUUGGCUGGUGCCCCCCAGGACAUCUCCACAACAGACGGCUAUACCAACCGGACCGGUGCCGUGUAUCUGUGCCCACUGACGGCCCUCAAGGAUGACUGUGAGCGGAUGGACAUCAAGGAGAAAAGUAACCCCAACAAUCGCAUCAUUGAGGACAUGUGGCUCGGGGUGACUGUGGCCAGCCAGGGCCCUGCAGGCAGAGUCCUGGUGUGUGGCCACCGCUUCACCCAGGUGCUGUGGUCGGGGUUGGAAGACCAGCGGCGCAUGGUGGGCAAGUGCUACGUGCGGGGCAAUGACCUGGAGCUGGACCUCAACGAUGACUGGCAGACCUACCACUACGAGAUGUGCAACAGCAACACCGACUACCUGCAGACAGGCAUGUGCCAGAUGGGCACCAGCGGUGGCUUCUCCCAGAGCACUGUGUAUUUCGGAGCCCCCGGCGCCUACAACUGGAAAGGAAAUGUCUUCAUGAUUCAGAGGAAGGACUGGGACUUAACAGAGUACAGCGACAAGGACCCAGAAGACCAAGGCAACAGCUACAUUGGGUACACAGUGCAGGUGGGCAGCGCGGUGCUGCACCCGACGGACAUCACCAUCGUGGCAGGUGCCCCGCGACACCAGCACAUGGGCGCCAUCUUCCUGCUGAGCCAGGAGGCAGGUGGAGACCUGCAGCGGAAGCAGGUGCUGGAGGGCACGCAGGUGGGCGCCUACUUUGGCAGCGCCAUUGCCCUGGCAGACCUGAACAAUGAUGGGUGGCAGGACCUCCUGGUGGGCGCCCCCUACUACUUUCAGCGCAAAGAAGAGGUCGGGGGUGCCGUGUACAUCUACAUGAACCAGGCGGGAACCUCCUUUCCUGGCCACCCCUCCCUCCUCCUUCAUGGCCCCAGCGGCUCCGCCUUUGGCUUUUCUGUGGCCAGCAUUGGAGAUAUCAACCAGGAUGGGUUCCAGGAUGUUGCUGUGGGUGCUCCGUUUGAGGACUUGGGCAAAGUGUACAUCUACCACAGCAGCUCCAGGGGGCUCCUCAAACAGCCUCAGCAGGUGGUCCACGGGAAGAAGCUGGGACUUUCUGGCUUGACUGCCUUUGGCUACUCCCUGAGUGGGCGGAUGGACGUAGAUGAGAACUUCUACCCAGACCUGUUGGUGGGCAGCCUGUCGGACCAAAUUGUGCUGCUACGAGCCCGGCCAGUCAUCAACAUCCUCCACAAGACGUUGGUGGCCAGCCCAUCUGUGCUGGACCCCACACUCUGUACAGCCACCUCCUGUGUGCAGGUAGAGCUGUGCUUUGCUUACAACCAGAGUGCCGGGAACCCCAACUACAGGCGCAACAUCACCCUGGCCUACACCCUGGAGGCUGACCGGGACCGCCGCCCGCCCCGAUUCCGCUUUGCCCGAAGCCAGUCACCCAUCUUCAACGGCUUCUUCUUCAUGCCUGAGAUGCACUGUGAGACACUGGAACUUCUCCUGAUGGACAACGUCCGCGACAAGCUCCGGCCCAUCGUCAUCGCCAUGAACUACUCUUUACACUUGCGGAUGCCAGAGCGCCCCAGGCUGGGGCUGCGAUCCCUGGACGCCUACCCCGUGCUCAACCAGGCGCAGACUCAGGAGAACCACACCGAGGUCCAGUUCCAGAAGGAGUGUGGGCCCGACAACAAGUGCGAGAGCAACUUAGAGAUGCGGGCGGCCUUCGUGACCGAGCAGAUGCAGCAACUGAGAAGGCUCCAGUAUGGCAGAGACGCCCGGAAACUGUUCCUGAGCAUCAACGUGACCAACUUCCCGAGCCCUCAGCGCGCUGGGGAAGAUGCUCAUGAGGCCCUGCUCACCCUGGAGGUGUCCCCCGCCCUGCUGCUGUCCUCUGUGCGCCCGUCUGGGGCCUGUCAGGCCAAUGCCACCACCAUCGUGUGUGAACUCGGGAACCCCUUCAAACGGAGCCAGAGGAUGGACCUGCUCAUUGCCUUCGAAGUCAUCGGGGUGACCCUGCACACAAGAGAACUCCAGGCACUGCUGCAGCUCUCCACGUCCAGUCACCAGGAUAACCUGCAGCCCAUAACCCUGCCUCUGCUGGUGGACUACACGCUGCAGGCCUCCCUCAGCAUGUGAGGGGCAGGGCUGGGGGGUGGCGAGAUGGGGGUGGUUCUCCAAUACUCAGGAGGUCUCUCUUGCCCACAGGUGGGCCCACUGGGGGAGGGGCUGGCCAGUCUGGGGACCUUGAUCUUGGGACUGUAUUGGCCCUAUGAAGUUACCAAUGGCAAGUGGCUGCUGUACCCCACGGAGAUCACCAUCCGGGGCAACGGGUCCUGGACCUGCCGGCCGCCAGGGGACCUUGUCAAUCCUCUCAACCUCACCUUCUCGGUGCCAGAGGAUGGGCCACCACCAUCACAGCGCAGGCGGCGGCGGCGACAGGUGGACCCUGGGAGAGACCAGGACCUGCAGCCUGUCACUCUGGCUGCUGCCAAAAAAGCCAAGUCUGAGAUCCACCUGACCUGUAACAAUGGCCACGCCCGCUGCGUGUGGCUGGAAUGCCCCCUCCCUGAUGCUCCGGUCAUCACCAAUGUGACCGUGCAGGCCCGCGUGUGGAACAGCACCUUCAUUGAGGAUUACAGAGACUACGACCGAGUCAGAGUAGAUGGCUGGGCCACCCUGUUCCUCCGAACCAGUGUCCCCACCAUCAACAUGGAGAACAGGACCAUCUGGUUCUCUGUGGACAUCGACUCCGACCUGGUGGAGGAGCUGCCGGCCGAGAUUGAGCUGUGGCUGGUGCUCGUGGCCGUGGGCGCGGGGCUGUUGCUGCUGGGACUGAUUAUCCUGCUGCUGUGGAAGUGCGGCUUCUUCAAGCGAGCCCGCACUCGCGCCCUGUACGAAGCUAAGAAGCAGAAGGCGGAGAUGAAGAGCCAGCCGUCAGAGACGGAGAGGCUGACCGACGACUACUGAGGGGGGCGGCCCCCGGCCCACCCCGUGUGACUUCUUUAAGCGGACCCGCUACUACCAGAUCAUGCCCAAGUACCACGCUGUGCGGAUCCGGGAGGAGGAGCGCUACCCGCCUC